This is a messenger RNA of Macrosteles quadrilineatus (aster leafhopper), 687 nucleotides long. RefSeq lists its product as uncharacterized. Gene Ontology annotation, molecular function: nucleic acid binding. The transcript has a single exon. The record is from RefSeq and is a predicted model, not a curated record. Bases 1 to 687 code for a protein of 228 amino acids. Gene Ontology annotation, biological process: DNA integration. NCBI's taxonomy places the organism in Eukaryota, Metazoa, Arthropoda, Insecta, Hemiptera, Cicadellidae.
AUGACUGUAGAUGAACUAAUCAAGAAGAUGAAAGCCAGUUUUGCUCGACAUGGGAUCCCUGAAAUCGUAAUUUCUGAUUCUGGCUCACAGUUUACAAGCUCAGAAUGGAGAGCCUUUGCAGCCGAUUUUGGGUUUAAAACUAUUUGUUGUAGUCCCUUACACCAUCAGGCAAACGGUGAAGCUGAAAGAACAGUCCAAACGCUUAAAAAGAUGCUUACAAAGAACAAAGACCCCACUCUAGCAUUACUGGAGUACAGGUCAACACCAGGUCCAUCAGGGUACAGCCCUUCGGAAUUGUUGAUGGGAAGAAGACUAAGAACCCGACUACCGUCAUUGACAAAAGAUCUCAAGCCUAAAAUGGUAGAUCACAAGACAUUUAGAGAAUUGGACAAACUAUAUAGAGCAACUCAAGAAGAUUACUUCAAUAAACGGCAUGGAGUGAGAGAUGAAAAGCAAUUCACUAUUGGAUGCAACGUGUAUAUUCCUGAUAGGAGAGAAGAUGGGAAGAUAGUUAAUAAAGUAACUCCAAGAUCAUACACAGUUAAGACAAACGAAGGCAUGUUACGUCGCAACGGGGUAAUGCUAAGACAACUACAACCCAAAACAUCUGAUGACCCUGGAACUGAGCCUAAUUGUUUUUCCUCAUUUGGUAGACAAAUAAAUCCAUCAAGAAGAACAUGUCUUUAA